UUAGACAAAUGUUAAAACCUUUCAAAAUCUAAUUUUAAAUGAUAUCUUUAUACUAAAACUUGUUUUUUGGCAUUUGCCAAAAAACUUUCUGUUUGUAAACAGAGAGGUACUAGAAUUUAUUAGAUUUAUUUGAUAUGUUAUGAGUCACUUGGGGAGUGUUAUCAAAUGAGAAAAGGGCCUUACAAUAUUUUGGGACCUCAAGAAGAGAAGAAUUCACUCAGAUCUGUAAGUACUAUAGAUAAAAUCUGGUGACAAGUUCUCAGGUUGGCUUCGUAGCUUUGAGAGACUUUUAUCAAUUCAUUCUGAGAUUUCUUAUGAAAACAUUCAGCAAAGUAAACUCAAGGGGCCUAUAUGACAAACUAUGGAGCCCUGGUGGCAUGGUGGUUAAGUGCUUGGCUGCUAACUGAAAUUUUGGCAGUUGGAAUUGACCAGUCUUUCUUUGAGAGAAAGUUGUGACAGGCUGCUUCCAUAAGCAUUACUGCCUUGGAAACCCUAUUGGGCAGUUCUACUCUGUUCUAUAGGGUUGCUGAGAAUUGGAAGUGACUGAAUGGCAUUAGGUUUUUGUCUUUAUAUGAUAAGUUAUCAUUCUUGCUGCACCUGUGUAAAUAUUUAUGCCCGACUUUAUGGUUAUGAAUUGAGUUGAGUCUAGUCUGGAAGGAGCUUGAGUAACACAACUGAUCUGUAUCUGCUGCUAAACAAAAGGUUGACAGUUAAAACCCACCCAGUGGCAUUACACAGCAAAAGUCCAGGUGAUUUGCUUCCUUAAACAUUAUAGCAAAGAAAACCCUAUGGAACAGUUCUACUCUGUAACACACAGGGUUGCUAAGAGUCAGGGGUUGACUGGACAACAGCUGAGAACAACAACAUUUAGUCUGGACUGUGGUCUGGAAGGUAAGCCCCAUAUGCCUAUUUUGUGUCCAGUGUUGUAUUUAGAAACAGUCAUGGUACACAUCCCCGUCUCUGAACUUACUUUAUUUAAAAAAAAAAAAAAAAUAGGAGCUUCAAAUAUCUCCAUUCCCAGUAUAUUUCAGGGCAGUUGUGUGGAAUAUGGAAUGUUGAGGCUAGUGUGAUCCAGAGUCAGUAACUCACAUGAUUUUCCCAUUUUAAAGCUAGUUCAAAGGAGACAGAAAAAAGUCAUGAAAGAACAAUGCUCUCUAGGCUGACCAUGGAGGAGGACAGAGCCAGAGAUGUUGGGGGAGGUGGGGGCCAGGGCUCCUCUCUGGCAAGGGAAGUAUACCCUCUACCUGGGCUCUCAUUGGCUGUUCCUACCAGCCUGUGUUUAUAAAGCAGCAAAUGUCAGUGUGUGGGACACCUACAGGCUCUAUUCAGCCUUCUGCUUCCCCCUGGUGCAAGAACCUGAGAUGGGUAAGCACUUCCUGCUGCUGCUGCUAGGCUUCUCCAUGUCAAUAGGCUUUCUCCAAGCCCUAUUCUGCUACAGGUGUGAUCUUCUCAAUGCUUUCGGAGUUUGCUUGUCUGGGAGAGGCUACUGUGUGGCCAGCCAGCAAGAGGAUUGCAUUCUGAAGGAGUACUAUCAAGCUGGUAGGCUCGUGUUUGGAUACCAGAAUUGUCGGUACAUAUGCAACAACAUGACCUUUUUCCGAGGAACUUUUCAAAUGGAUGUUAAAUGCUGCAGACACCACGAUUUCUGUAACCGGUUUCGGAGUCCUAUACAUUGAUCCUGAGCCUUGGUCCUCGAGUUAGCCCUUCUCUUUUCUCAUGUACAAGCCUGAUUUAGAAAAUGAUAUUGGAAUUGUUAUUGCCUCUCCUUGAGCAAGGAGAAUGUGACCCAGCUGCAGCUUGGCCCACGAAGACUCACAAGGACACAUCAACUGGGCCCUGAGAUGAAGAUAAUAGAUGGGACGAUCUUAGAAAUUAUCUUUUAGGGAAGAAAAAUAUUUUUAGGGAACUUUUCACAUAAAGCCAAUCAAACAGAACACAAAAGACUUUCCACUCCUAUCUUUUUCUAUUAACAUUUAGUGAAUAGAAAUUAGACCAAUAAAGACCCUCUUGACUGUCGGGUUACUGAAACCUAUACCAAUGAUUGUUAAAAAAGGGAAUUCAAAAUAUAAGACCACAAUGUCUAGCCAAUCUGUGAAAAGGUGAACCUUCCACCCAUUUUUAUGAUGUUAAUAUACACUGAUGAUUCUGUAACCUCCCUCAGAUUCGAGCAGACAUUAGCUCUGGCAACGUGCUUAUCCGCUUCCCACUUUUGUCUGUUUGAAUAUAUUCUGAAUAAAACUCUCUUUUUGCUUUACAAAACUUUGUGAUGUUUUUCCCCUACAACAAACCCCAAAGGACUCAGAUUUCUUUCCCCCACAUCAUUCAAGCAUUUAAACCUGCUCCUACCUAGCUACGAAAGUGUACAAGAUUUAACAGCUCAACCCCUGUGAUAGGUGGUUUCUCCCUCUCACCACCUGUGGUGCUCUGUCUUUUCUUAGAUUCUAGUCUCCUUACCUUGCUUUGUUCCUCCCUUCU
Loxodonta africana (African savanna elephant) is the source of this 2475-nucleotide messenger RNA. RefSeq names its product prostate and testis expressed protein 14-like. NCBI's taxonomy places the organism in Eukaryota, Metazoa, Chordata, Mammalia, Proboscidea, Elephantidae. The coding region runs from base 1188 to 1676 and encodes 162 amino acids. The transcript has 3 exons. The record is from RefSeq and is a predicted model, not a curated record.